This is a messenger RNA of Drosophila obscura, 513 nucleotides long. RefSeq lists its product as uncharacterized. The record is from RefSeq and is a predicted model, not a curated record. The coding region runs from base 73 to 414 and encodes 113 amino acids. The transcript is spliced from 3 exons. NCBI's taxonomy places the organism in Eukaryota, Metazoa, Arthropoda, Insecta, Diptera, Drosophilidae.
CAUAUCGUUGGACGUCAUAUUUAUGUACAAAUAUCUUAAAAUAAUCUUAACGAAACUCUACUCUACAACAAAAUGUUGUUCUCUCAGAAAUUUACACUUAUUUUCGUGUUCGUGUUGGGCUUGAGCAUUGUGCCGCACAUAUCUGCUGAAAUGUCCGUAAAUAGCUACGAGGAUCCAGCGUAUCCUGGUCGUUGUGUCAUCGAUAUACCGACUUCAGUUGUUCUGCUCUCCGCGGGACAGGCCUUCAAACUGCCCAACAUUGACUGUGCGACAAUAUUCUGCAUUAGCAAUGGCUGGGGCAUGCUCUUUACCUGUGAGAAAGAGGCACCGCCCGAUGAUUGCCGUUUCUCCGAGCCACUGAAUCCGGAUGCCAUUUAUCCAGAGUGCUGCAAGCGUCGCGUUGUUUGUGAUUAAAGAUUUCAAUCGUCAACUGAUGAUGUUACUAGUUAAAUUUCAAUCUAAAUUUGUCAAGCAGAAUUAAAUACAAUAAAAUCCCUUCGUUAUACUGCCGGA